UCUCACAUUCCUUAUUCACAGCCCCUCACGUUAGAGAAUAGAGAGAAAGGGAGAAGAAGGGCACAAGAAGAAGGAGAGCAAAACGACAAUGGCAAUCAUCAAAACGUCUGUGCUUGACAUAUCCGAUCAUAGCGCAUCUGCAACGUCGACUUGGGCAUGGAGCACUCGCGCCAUACACAGAGCUCAGCUGAAUGACGUUACACCUGGUUUGACGACAAAAUGAGGGUCAUCUUCAUCCAGAACGCCGGUUUCGUCGCUGCUUUCUCCGGAGGCAAUGACGUUGAAGGUUUCGCCUGUUAGUUGUGAGUUAACGAUGUUGGCAGCAUUUUUACGGUAGAUUAUGUGAACGACCCAGAAUAAACGAAAGACUAUGAGAUAAUAAUGCCAGUAUAGGCUACUACACGGAUGACGAGAAUAGAAUAGCCUGAUGUUGAAAUAACCUAAAUAUUUUUUUCUUUCUGGAUUGCUCAAUUUUGAGCACCAUUGUUCAUACCCGAGGAGACAUACAAUCGAAAGUGGAUUCAGCUUUCGACAUGCAUUCGUCUGUCGAAUUCUGAAUACAUAUUUAGAGGACUGUAGCCCUAUAAUAUACCUUUAUAGUUAAACAUGUAUAAUAUGCAUUGCAUUAUGUAUCAGGCGCGUAAAGACAGGUGAUGUCACAUGUCUCCUUUAUAACCUUUUGCUUUUUUAUUUAAUCGUAUAAUAAUGACUCACUCUUAUAAGGCGACAAAUGGAUGACUAGAUAUGGAGAGAAUUCUUUGAUUAGAGAAGAAUUAACAAAGGGAGUGAUCAUUAGACAAUCGGAAUAAUUUCUAUGUUCAUUAAUAUAAUAUUUACGCAUUAUUCACUGUAAUUUAUUUUAUUUAUUACGACUAUUAUUAGGCCUAUAAUAAGUAUAACUAUAGUAUAAAUAUUUGUAACAAAUAGCUUAGUUUAAGAUAUUUAACUGUGGGAAGUUAGUUUGAAUACUUCCCUAGAGAUGGAAACAGCUUGUCUCUCGGCCCACCGAGGGCUGACCCGUCCUGAGGCCAAACAAACCCUCACCUCAGCGGCGAAACUAUCUAGGGGUGACCUGUCCCCUCCAUCGCUACCUGCCGGUCAUUCAAUGGCAGAGACACCGGCAGCUAGCGAUGGCAGCAGGAGAAAUUCAGGCUUCAAGAAACACCACCACAAGCAUAACCUGAAACACCGCUACGAAUUGCUCGAGACUCUCGGAAGAGGGACCUAUGGCAAAGUCAAGAAGGCAAUUGAACGACACUCCGGCAGAGAGGUGGCUAUCAAGUCCAUCCGGAAGGAGAAGAUCAAGGAUGAGCAGGACAUGGUUCACAUCCGCAGGGAGAUAGAGAUCAUGUCGUCCCUAAAACACCCCCACAUCAUCUCUAUUUAUGAAGUGUUUGAGAACAAGGACAAGAUCGUGAUUGUGAUGGAGUACGCCAGUAAGGGUGAGCUGUACGACUAUAUCAGUGAGCGCCGGCGCCUGAGCGAGAGAGAGACACGACACUUCUUUAGACAGAUAGUCUCUGCCGUGCACCACUGUCACAAGAAUGGGGUGGUGCACAGGGAUCUGAAACUGGAAAAUGUGCUACUGGAUGAAAACUGUAACAUUAAGAUUGCUGACUUUGGGCUGUCCAACCUCUACCAUAAGGAAAAACUGCUGCAGACGUUUUGUGGUAGCCCUCUCUACGCAUCACCGGAGAUAGUCAACGGAAGACCCUACCACGGCCCAGAGGUGGACAGCUGGGCUCUGGGGGUGCUGCUGUACACCCUGGUCUAUGGGACCAUGCCGUUCGAUGGAGGAGACCACAAGAACCUCAUCCGCCAGAUAAGCAAUGGAGAUUACAGAGAGCCCACCCAGUCCUCAGAUGCCCGCGGUCUGAUCCGCUGGAUGUUGAUGGUGAACCCAGAGCGGCGGGCCACGGUGGAAGACAUCGCCAACCACUGGUGGGUCAACUGGGGCUGUAAGAGCAGCGUGUGCGACUGUGAGACACAACGGGACAACGGCACCUCCUCUCCCAUGCUGGCCCGCUUCAUCGACUGGCAGAACCGCACCGAGCCCCGGCCGGGAAAACCCACCACCCUGCUGCCCCUGGUCCUCCGCCAGCGUCCCAAGAAGUCCAAGAAGGAGAAUGAAGUGGGGGAUGGGCCCCACGGUGGAGUGGAGGGGGACAAGCCAGGGCUGAAGAGGCCCAAGGGGAUUCUCAAGACCAGGGUGACGGAGGAGCAGCGCUCGCCCAGCCUGGAGGAGGUGGAGCUGGGGAGUGGUGGAGCGAUGAUGGGGCUCAGGCCAGCCGAGGGAGAAGCAGGCUGCUCUAGCCCCGACAGAGAGGAGGAAGAGGAGGAGCCUGCCCUGGCAGGGGGCUCGCCAGCUAAGAUGGUGCCCACCCUCCCCAAGAAGGGCAUCCUGAAGAACAACCAACAACGGGAAUCAGGGUACUACUCCUCCCCGGAGCGCAGCGAGUCCUCCGAGCUGCUAGGGGGCGCCACCAUGUCCCUGGUCACCGCCUGCAACUCCCCUCCUAGGAGAGUGGUGGGGAGGAAGGGCAUCUUGAAGCGCAAUGGGAAGUAUUCCACCUACAGCGGCCCUCCCUCAGCUGGUGCUCUCGGGGAGCCCUCCUCGGGGGGUGACUCAGGCCUGUCCCGUAGCCAGAGCCGUCCGUCCAGCAUGGUGUUGGAGGACGACGUCCUGUCCCCCAGUUUGUCCCCCGACUGGCCCCCCAUCGCCCCACACCGCCCCAACAUCAGGGCCUGCGUGUCAGCCGAGAACCUGCUGCAGCUGGCCAGCUUCAAGGGCUUCCAGGCGGCCCCUCCGCUCCAUGGGUCAAAGUUCAGCCGGACCCCCAGAGCGCUGGGGUCCCCAGGGGACAACGGCAGCUUCUCCCUGCUGGGGGACCUGGACGACAUGACUCAGGUGUACCAGCAAGCCCUGGACAUCAGCAGCAACCUCACCUAGCCGAGGAGGGCCCGGGGGGGAAGAGAGGAGGCAGCCAGGUGGCCAAGCUGAUGCUAUAACAUCUGUCUCUGUUGGUGUGUAUGCGUGUGUGUUCAUGUAUGUGCAUGUCAUUGACGACAAUUGACCAGUGUGUUGCUGGGAUAGCCUACCUACACUUUUUGGGAGGUUAUAGUUUUCUUACCGGGAAUUUUAUCCUUGUUGGAAACUAUAUUAUACAUACACUGUUAUGCACUUCUCAGUCAAAGGAAAUUCAGUUAGCAGGGUUUUCAAACGAUGUAGAGAGAAAAACAACUGGCACGAGAGAAUGCCACCCAGCCUGCCUCCUCCAUCCGCCCAUAGACUUUGCUGUGUUCAAAUGUUUACAUAUUCAGCAAAAGGCAAGUUAGAAUCACAAAUGCAGAAAUCAGAAACUGGUUGGCUCUUGAAGCGAGCCAUGAAUUGAGUUGGAGUUUAAAAAUGCACCUUAAAACUCACACAGAGCAGGUUUUUGUGAUCUUUUACUUCCUGUAAAAAACAAACCAGGGUCUUGCGCCAAAAUAACUGACAAUGUUAAUUAUUUAUUCAUAUUUGCGUAGAUUUUAGUUGAAUAGAAAACUGGUGGGUUCUGGCAGUACUGGAAGAGUCCAAAGCUCAAUGUCUCCAACCCUUUGUGUGGAACUGACAUAUGUAAUUAUUAUGUUACCCAUUAAAAUGAAACAUGUAUACAUGAUAUAUUAAUAUGGCUGCAUAUGUAAAACAUGCAGCUAUGUAUAUCACCAUAAAAGCGCAUGUCCUAUAUAUGAGCAUAUGAUAUUAGGGAAUAUGUAGGAAGUGCCUUUUAGAUCCAUAUAAAAUUAUGUAUGUCAUUUCCUGAAAGUGGAGAGAGAUGGAUGCCAGGCCAACCUGUCACCAGUUGUACUGUUUUGAUUCGUAUACAUGUGAACGUGGUGAGAGAGACCCAGGACCUUAAUGGAACACACAGCAGCCUAUAGCCUUACACAGUCACAGGUCAGGGGUCACACAGACCUAAAACGGCAGUUGAGAUGAAACAGUCCCAUCUCCAUUCCCCAAAAAACGCAGUCAGGAACAAGAACCAAGCCCAGAGAGAUGACAGAGUCUUAAACAAUCCUUUUCGUGCAGUACUUUCUAGUUUUUUUGUUCCCCCAUAGAUGUGUCAGCAGUUUGGUGAUUUGGUUUAAACACACGGCCUGGCCAGGUGAGCUGGAGGGGUCUGGAGCUGCUCACCUUAGUGAAGGUAGAUGGCUCAGAUGCCCUCUCAUAGCCCUGGAAUGUCCUUGGCAAAUAAACAGCCAUGUCUGUGGUUGUUUUGUCUGUCUGUCUGUAGUGCUGGAGUUGCCUCUGGUUUGAGGACUUCUCUCUCAAUUGGCAUAACUUGGCUACAGAGUCAUACCAGCUGGAAAUGACAAAGAAACCCUACACUCUUAGAAAAAAGGUUUCAGCUGUCUCCAUAGGAUAACCGUUUUGGCUCCAGGUAGAACCCUUUUGA
Coregonus clupeaformis (lake whitefish) is the source of this 4436-nucleotide messenger RNA. RefSeq names its product NUAK family SNF1-like kinase 1. The transcript is spliced from 7 exons. Lineage: Eukaryota; Metazoa; Chordata; Actinopteri; Salmoniformes; Salmonidae. Gene Ontology annotation, cellular component: cytoplasm. Bases 980 to 2950 code for a protein of 656 amino acids. The record is from RefSeq and is a predicted model, not a curated record. Gene Ontology annotation, molecular function: tau-protein kinase activity; ATP binding; protein serine/threonine kinase activity. Gene Ontology annotation, biological process: protein phosphorylation; intracellular signal transduction; microtubule cytoskeleton organization.